AUGGGAACAUGGCAGAUUAGGAAAGAGGAGAUUCUACACAAAGUUAUAGACGAAGGCUUGAGAAAGGGAUACAGAUUUAUUGACACUGCACAAGUCUACGGAAACGAAGCGGCAAUCGGAAGAAUCUUGGGGUAUUUGCUUCCACAGCAUAAUCUGAAAAGGGAAGACAUAUGGAUCACUUCCAAACUCGCACCUGCUAAUGCUGGUGCCGCUGCUGCUCGUAAAAGUAUUGAAGAUUCGUUGAAACAUCUACAAGUCGACUACAUUGAUCUGUUGCUUAUUCAUUGGCCUGGCAGUUCAUUGAAAAGUGAAAAUCCCAAAAACAAAAUAUUGAGAGAGGAGAGUUGGAAAAUCAUGGGCGAAAUGAUGAAAGAAGGCAAGCUGAAGUCAAUUGGAGUUUCGAACUUUGAAAUUAGCCACCUCGAAGAACUCAAGAAAGUUUCAAAUGUUGUUCCAGCUGUUGAAUAUCAUCCUCACUUUCAUCAAGAUGACUUGGUCAAGUAUUGCAAUGACAACAACAUUCAUUUCCAAGCAUAUAGCAGUUUGGGCAGCCCAACUUACAGAGAAAAGUUAUCGAAAGAACCUGUUAUCAUAAAACUCGCAGAAAAGUAUGGUGUCAGUGUUCCAGUUAUUCUUCUGGGAUUCGCGUAUUGUCAAGGAAUCAGCAUUCUUCCACGAACCACCAAUCCAGAACAUGUUGUCUGUAAUUAUGAAGUCACCAAGCGUUCGAUUUCUGAAAAUGACAUUUCACUCAUGUUGGCUUUGAAAGUUGAGCAUAAAACUUGCUGGGAUCCUCGCCUCGUUGUGUAA
Messenger RNA from Caenorhabditis remanei, 810 nucleotides. RefSeq lists its product as uncharacterized. Bases 1 to 810 code for a protein of 269 amino acids. Gene Ontology annotation, molecular function: oxidoreductase activity. The transcript is spliced from 6 exons. The record is from RefSeq and is a predicted model, not a curated record. Lineage: Eukaryota; Metazoa; Nematoda; Chromadorea; Rhabditida; Rhabditidae.